GCAGGCUGCGUUCUACAGAUUGCUGCGAAGUGUGUGCGAUUGCUUAAUCAAUUGCGAUUUUGCGUUGCUCUGCUGAUAGGAUGCAGCGAGUAACGCUGUCCCUCGCGAGGCCUUUGCUCCGAGGGAAGAAGGCUUUCUGUGGCUGGAGGCUGUCUGCAGCUAUGUCCAGCUUACUCAUCCAGCGGCCCGACUACGCCUGGCUUAAAGAGCUGGGUCUGAAGGAGGACAACUCCGGCGUUUUUAACGGGAUCUGGGGAGGGCGAGGAGAGGUUGUCACUUCCUACUGCCCUGCAAACAAUGAGCCAAUAGCCAGAGUAAGACAGGCCACUUUGGAAGAUUAUGAAGAGACUGUACGAAAGGCAAAAGAAGCAUGGAAAGUAUGGGCUGAUAUUCCAGCACCAAAACGAGGAGAAAUCGUGAGACAGAUUGGAGAUGCUUUGAGAAAGAAACUUAAAGUGCUAGGCAAUCUGGUAUCUUUGGAGAUGGGGAAAAUUUCAGUUGAGGGUGUCGGAGAGGUUCAGGAAUAUAUUGAUAUCUGUGACUAUGCGGUUGGACUGUCUCGCAUGUUUGGAGGGCCUGUGCUACCAUCUGAACGUCCUGGACAUGCUCUAAUUGAACAAUGGAAUCCACUUGGUCUAGUCGGAAUUAUCACUGCAUUUAACUUCCCAGUUGCUGUUUAUGGCUGGAAUAAUGCCCUUGCACUUGUCUGUGGAAACUGUUGUCUUUGGAAAGGAGCUCCCACAACUCCUCUGACUAGUGUAGCAGUUACACAAAUUGUUGCCCAGGUUUUAGAAGAUAACAAAUUACCUGGAGCUAUUUGUUCCCUUACAUGUGGGGGUGCGGACAUUGGUGCUGCCAUGAGCAAAGACGAACGAAUAAAUCUCCUGUCUUUUACUGGUAGCACAAAUGUGGGCAAACAAGUAUCAUUAGUGGUUCAAGAGCGAUUUGGACGAUUGCUUCUAGAGCUUGGUGGAAACAAUGCUAUCAUUGUGUUCGAUGAUGCUGAUUUAAACAUGGUAAUUCCAUCUGUUCUCUUUGCUGCGGUGGGGACUGCAGGGCAGAGGUGUACAACAACUAGGCGACUGUUCUUACAUGAAAGUAUUCAUGAUGGUGUGGUGGAAAGACUGGUCAAAGCUUACAAACAGGUCCGAAUUGGAGAUCCAUUAGACUCUACUAUUUUAUAUGGUCCCCUCCACACUAAGCAGGCAGUAGAUAUGUACAAGAAUGCAGUGGAACAAGCCAAACAGCAAGGAGGCACUGUGGCUUGUGGUGGAAAGGUGAUUAAUCGUCCAGGGAACUAUGUGGAACCAACUAUUGUGACUGGACUUCCCCACGAUGCAUCAAUUGUUCACACUGAGACAUUUGCUCCCAUUCUGUAUGUUCUUAAAUUUAAGUCUGAAGAAGAGGCAUUUGCGUGGAACAAUGAAGUUAAACAGGGGCUCUCCAGUAGCAUCUUCACCAAGGAUGUAGGCAGAAUGUUCCGUUGGAUGGGACCCAAAGGUUCCGACUGCGGAAUUGUAAAUGUUAACAUUCCAACCAGUGGAGCUGAAAUUGGAGGAGCUUUCGGUGGAGAAAAACAUACUGGUGGUGGUAGAGAGUCUGGCAGUGAUGCUUGGAAACACUAUAUGAGGAGGUCUACCUGCACCAUCAACUAUAGCAAGGAACUUCCUCUAGCUCAAGGAAUCAAGUUUGAGUAAUGAGAGCCACUGACACUUUUGCAGCACUCAAGCGUUCCACCGAGGAACAAGAAAAUUAGGCUAUUUUGCAGCAGAGGAAUAAGAUCAUGUGAAUGAUGUGGAAUAACUAUACCUAUGAUUUAUCAGAAAUGGGCUUUUAUAAACUCUUUCAUUUUUCAGGUGUGUGAAAUUCUACGAAUCACUUUUUUUUUGUUUCUGCUGAUUCGAAAGCUCAUGUAUUUCUUUCCUGACAAUAGUACCUAAGAUGGAAAUAAAACCUGGUGUUUUUGAAAUUA
Messenger RNA from Chiloscyllium plagiosum (whitespotted bambooshark), 1972 nucleotides. It is a transcript of the gene aldh7a1, whose product is annotated as aldehyde dehydrogenase 7 family, member A1. Gene Ontology annotation, molecular function: aldehyde dehydrogenase (NAD+) activity. The record is from RefSeq and is a predicted model, not a curated record. Lineage: Eukaryota; Metazoa; Chordata; Chondrichthyes; Orectolobiformes; Hemiscylliidae.